GUUGCCAAAUUACAAUGUCCUUCUCUUGGGAUUUUUAAGCUACAACUGCAAUUAAUAAUUUUGAGAUUUUAUUGCUGAGAAAGGGCAUUGAUGUAAUUCGGUUGUGCUGGGAAAUUCUUGCCUGACAGUAGAAGCAGAAAGCUCCUAUUGGGCUUUAUGGGGGUCUCCUUAAAAGAAACAAACGCUUCUUAUGCUUUUCGUGAAAUAUAGCAGAAGAAAGAAAAAAAAUCCUUUCAUUUUCUUCGUUUCCCAUCUUUUGAUCAACUUUCUAGUGAGAGAAAGAUAGGGUUUUAGAGAGAGAAAGUAAUUCAGCCAUGUCUCUUGGCUAUGCAGAGAAGCUUUCCUUCAUAGAAGAUGUGGGUAAAGUUGGAAUGACAGAAUUCUUCGACUCAUCCCAUGUUUUGCAGGAAAAAAUUGAACGCCUAGCCAAGAUGAUACAAAAGAGUAAGCAUCUAGUGGUGUUUACAGGUGCUGGAAUAUCAACUUCUUGUGGCAUACCUGAUUUUCGAGGCCCCAAGGGAAUCUGGACACUGCAGCAUCAGGGCAAGCCUUUACCUGAAGCAUCUCUACCAUUUCAUCGAGCAAUGCCAAGCAUAACUCAUAUGGCUUUGGUUGAACUUGAGAAGUCUGGCAUGUUGAAAUUUAUUAUUAGUCAGAAUAUUGAUGGCCUCCAUCUUCGGUCUGGAAUUCCAAGGGAGAAAGUUGCUGAAUUGCAUGGGAACUCUUUCAUGGAAACUUGCCCUUCUUGUGGAGCUGAGUAUUUACGAGAUUUUGAGGUGGAAACUAUUGGAUUGAAGGAGACAUCACGCCGCUGCUCUGAUGUGAAAUGUGGAUCAAAACUAAGGGACACAGUUCUUGACUGGGAGGAUGCAUUGCCCCCAAAUGAGAUGCUUCCAGCUGAAAAGCAUUGCAGGAUGGCUGAUCUUGUGUUAUGUUUAGGGACAAGUUUGCAGAUCACUCCUGCCUGCAACUUGCCCCUGAAAUGUCUCCGUGGUGGGGGGAAGAUUGUGAUUGUGAAUCUUCAGAAAACUCCAAAGGACAAGAAAGCAAGUUUGGUGAUCCAUGGCUUUGUAGAUAAGGUAAUUGCAGGAGUAAUGGAUUGGCUAAGUAUGAAAAUUCCUCCAUAUGUCAGGAUUGAUCUUCUCCAGAUCAUCAUAACUCAAUCCUUGAGUCAAGAUGAAAGAUAUGUGAACUGGACCAUCCGAGUAGCAAGUGCACAUGCAUUGAAAGCACCAUUGCCAUUCAUAAAUUCUAUUGAGGUUUCUUUCUCAGAUGCACAAAAGUACAAAGCAGCAAUUCUAACCGAGCAGCCUUUUAGCUUGAAACGGAGAACUGUGACAACAGAAGAAUUUGAAAUUUUGUUGAAACUCAACUUUAGUGAAGGAUGUGGUUGUUUGUGCACCCAAAUCAGUGUCCCCUUUUGCUUUCAGGUUUCAAAUGACUGUUUUAAUCUUGAUAAGGAAGUUGUAAUACAAAAUCUGAGAGAAAAAGCAAUUCAAGAUUUUUGUUGCGGUCAGAAUGCAAUGGUAGAAAGGAAGGUCAUUUUAGCCCCAAAAACUGAGCUUACAGUCCAUGCCAUUGUUACCAACAUCAAAUCAUUUGAACCUGAUUCUUUGAGCAAUGGUGAUAUGAAAAAGCCAAGAUUAAGUUUCAAUGGUACUGGGACAUCCCGGAAGCGAUCGAAAGGCCGGAAGCGCAAAUCAAGAUUUUAAAAACAAGGGAUUACGUUUUUGACUGUAUAUAGACUCUGGUUAUAACUCAAUUGAAAGUAUAAUAUGUAGUGAUAGUGACUGAGUGAAUUUUGUUAGAUAUUACACUCGGUCUUCUCCAGCUACGAUAGGCAAGUGGCUAAGCUGGUUGGAUUUUCUGCUGUGCUCUCGAAAAAAAAAAAACAAAGACUAUAACUGGUAAAAUUUGUUGAUUUAUCCUAAUUUUAUUACCUUAUGUAAUUUUUCUAUUAA
Jatropha curcas is the source of this 1961-nucleotide messenger RNA. It is a transcript of the gene SRT1, whose product is annotated as sirtuin 1. Lineage: Eukaryota; Viridiplantae; Streptophyta; Magnoliopsida; Malpighiales; Euphorbiaceae. Gene Ontology annotation, molecular function: NAD+ binding; histone deacetylase activity, NAD-dependent; transcription corepressor activity. The record is from RefSeq and is a predicted model, not a curated record. Gene Ontology annotation, cellular component: nucleus. Gene Ontology annotation, biological process: negative regulation of transcription by RNA polymerase II.